Messenger RNA from Anas platyrhynchos (mallard), 13552 nucleotides. RefSeq names its product SNF2 histone linker PHD RING helicase (gene SHPRH). Gene Ontology annotation, molecular function: ubiquitin protein ligase activity; ATP binding; DNA binding. Gene Ontology annotation, cellular component: nucleosome; nucleus. The record is from RefSeq and is a predicted model, not a curated record. Gene Ontology annotation, biological process: protein polyubiquitination; nucleosome assembly; DNA damage response. Lineage: Eukaryota; Metazoa; Chordata; Aves; Anseriformes; Anatidae.
CGCCUCCCAUUGGUCACCGGCCGGGCCGGGGCGGGUGCGCGCGCAUCGCCGUGCCCGGGAGGUCGCUGCCGCUACGCUGCGGGCCGGGGGCCGCCUCCCCCCCCCCUCACACACACCGGACGUCGGUGGGGCGCGAGCCCCUGCGUUGCGUGCGGAGGCUGAAUCGGCGUGGAUGUGUAAAUAUUUUCCUGUUGUGGUGACAAAGAAGGCGCUGUAAUAUGAGGUUGUGGCAAGGAGCUGGAGUUGUAUCUUGAUUUACCUUAGCAGUUAGUCGAACUCAAGUCUGAAAAUAGCAUCGAGAAAAACGACAAAAUGAGUAGUCGUCGAAAGCGUGCACCUCCAUCAAAAAUAGAUGAUGUGAAGAAGAAACAGCUCUGCUGGAAUAUGCAUGAAGACCGGAGAAAUGAGGUGAUAACAUUAGAUGAUGAAAUGACCAAUGAGGAUGAUGUUCCAGGCCCAAGCACUUCUUCUUCGUCCUUCAUUGUUAUAAAUGAUGAUAGCACUGAUGAGGAUCUCAGUCAAAAAGAAGACACCGGUUCAAAGUCUGUUAAAUUUUUUACAGUUAACGACGAAGAAGACUCUUAUUCCACCUUGACUUCUGUGUCAGUACAGCUAAAUAUUACCGUCCUGCCAUACCGUGCAGAUGGGUCCUGGAAAGCUUUGUUGGGAGAAUUUGCUCUUUGUCAUCCUUCCGAGCAGAUUCUAGCUGAGGAAUUCCAUGAAAGGGGCUUUACUUUAAUGAGAGGAGACUCUGAUGAUCACCUGCAGGUCUGUGUCCAUAAAAAAAGCGAAGAAGAGUACAGUAACGAAACAAAGGAAUACUUGGGUGCUUAUGAACAAAUUAUUAUGGUGGAACCAACUUUAGGUGGUGAAAUAUUGGAAGGCUUGAGAUGGUUGCAAAAGAAAAAGAUAAUUGGCCUUUAUCAAAGACCUGCAGAGGCUCAAGCUUUAAAGGUUGGAAUUUACCUUCUGGAAGCUGGGCUUAGUAAACCAGAUUUUCUCAGUGAUGGAGGUGGAAGACCCAAAAAAUCUAAUCAGCUGAUUCAAAAACUCAUGGAAAAGUUCUAUAGUUUUAUAAUUCCAGAUGUGCUGGAGGAAGAUGAAGAAGAAUCAGACAUGGAACUAGAGCGCCAAAAUAUCGAAGAGCUUUACGACUUUGUAAGGCAUACCCAUCAGCAGGAUAUCCAAUUGCUGAGAGAGGAUGUGCAGCAUCCUGCCUUAAUUCCUAUUCUGAGGCCGUACCAAAGUGAGGCUGUGAAUUGGAUGCUUCACAGAGAGAACUUCACAGGCACUCCAAGCAAUGAAAAUGCACUGCACUUCUUAUGGCGAGAGGUCAUCACUCUGGAUGGAGUGAAAAUCUACUAUAAUCCAUUUACAGGCUGUAUUAUCCGUGAAUAUCCAUGUGCUGGACCUCAGUGGCCUGGAGGUAUUUUGGCAGAUGAGAUGGGUCUUGGAAAAACAGUAGAAGUGUUGGCUCUUAUUCUGACUCACACCCGACAAGACAUUAAGCAAGAUGAUCUGACAUUACCUGAGGGUAAGCUUGUGAACUUCUUUGUUCCACCUCAACCUUUAGAAGGAAAUAAAAAGAAAAAAACAAGGGAAAUGGAGUUGAAAUUGAAAGAAAAAAUACAAUAUCCCAGCUUACGAGUGAUGGUAUUAGCAGCUGUAAAGGAGAUGAAUGUGAAGAAAGGAGCAUCCAUUAUUGCAAUAUUUAAGUAUAUCAGUGCUGUCUAUAGGUAUGACAUACAGAGAAAUAAACGUCUUCUCAAAAGAACUCUAGAAAAACUAAUUGCAGAACAAGUAGUGGAACAAGUCAAAGGACAUGGUCUGGCUGGGUCUUUCAAGCUGGGAAAGAAUUACAAGGAACAGAAGAGACGAGAGAGAACCAAAGAACAGAUAGCAAGGACUUCAGAAAGGACUCAGAAGAAGCAAUUGACUGAUACUAAUACUCAAACCAAAGAAUCAAAAAAUAGUGAUGUCACUUCUGAAAAUGUCCUUAAAAUCCCUUUACGAGUAGGUAUUGCCACAGAAGAACAUGAUUAUUGUGCAACUAGGAAAAACAGCAAGACACCUGAAGUAGAUCACAAGAACUCUGCAGAAGAGAAUGAUGUUCAGCAGGAAGCUGUGGUCUCAAAGUCUCUUGACUUGCAUGGCAGCCUCCUUGUUUCCAGUGAUGUUAGCAGUCAUCCUGAUCUUGAUGUUCCUAAAGGUAAAGCUGAUAUCAAACAGGAAAUCCCAAAGGACCAAUCCUCACAUUCCCAAGAACGUGCCAGCAGUAGUGUGCAGCAUGCAAGUUCUGUGUUUCCAUUUAAUACCUCUGAAUAUCGUUUUGAAUGCAUCUGUGGUGAGCUUGGAUUGGUUGACUAUAAAGCUCGCGUGCAGUGCCUGAAAUGUUCUUUAUGGCAGCAUGCAGAAUGUGUAAACUACAAAGAGGAAAAUUUGAAGAUCAAGCCCUUUUACUGUCCCCACUGCCUUGUGGCAAUGAAACCAGUUUCUACAGGAGCAACUCUGAUAAUUUCUCCAAGUUCUAUUUGUCAUCAGUGGGUGGAUGAGAUCAACAGACAUGUGAGAUCAUCAUCUCUUCGAGUUCUGGUAUACCAAGGUGUGAAGAAGCAUGGCUUUUUGCAGCCACACAUGCUGGCGGAGCAGGAGGUGGUUAUCACCACAUACGAUGUCCUCCGCACUGAACUGAACUACGUAGACAUACCCCACAGCAACAGUGAAGAUGGGCGCCGUUUCAGGAACCAGAAGCGGUACAUGGCCAUCCCAAGCCCCUUAGUAGCAGUGGAGUGGUGGAGGAUCUGCCUUGAUGAAGCACAAAUGGUUGAAUGUACUACUGCAAAGGCUGCUGAAAUGGCACUCCGUUUAAGUGGAAUCAAUCGCUGGUGUGUCAGUGGCACUCCUGUGCAGCGAGGAUUAGAAGAUCUGUAUGGAUUGGUUCUUUUUCUUGGAAUUGAUCCUUACUGGGUCAAACAUUGGUGGGACCAGCUUUUAUAUCAACCUUAUUGUAGGAAAAAUCCCCGUCCUCUCUACAGUUUAAUUGCCAAGAUAAUGUGGAGAUCAGCAAAGAAAGAUGUGAUUGACCAAAUUCAAAUCCCGCCUCAGACAGAAAACGUACACUGGCUUCACUUUUCUCCUGUGGAGAGACACUUCUAUCAUCGCCAGCACGAGGUGUGCUGCCAGGAUGCGUUGGCAAAACUCAGGAAGAUUUCAGAUUGGACUCUUAAGCUUAGCAGCCUAGAUAGAAGGACUGUGACAUCCAUUCUGUACCCUUUGCUGCGGCUGAGGCAGGCCUGCUGUCAUCCACAAGCUGUUCGGGGAGAGUUCUUGCCAUUACAGAAAAGCACCAUGACCAUGGAAGAACUGCUAACAUCCCUGCAGAAGAAAUGUAGAACAGAGUGUGAGGAAGCUCACCGACAGUUGGUGUGUGCUCUUAAUGGCUUAGCUGGUAUCCAUAUCAUUAAAGAAGAAUAUGCAUUGGCUGCAGAGCUUUACAGAGAAGUGUUACGUUCUUCUGAAGAGCACAAAGAAAAGCUCAAAACAGAUUCCUUGCAAAGACUUCAUUCUACACACAAUUUGAUGGAAUUGUUGGGAAAGCACACAGGAAUUCCUCCAACUUUGCGUGAUAGCCGACUUGCAGAAGAGGCAGAACAACUUCGGCAGCAUUAUAUGAGUAAAUCAAAUGCAGAAGUUGCAGAAGCCCAUCAGGCUUUACAACCAGUUUUCCAGACCAUUCGGGAGCUCCAGAGAAAGAUACAUUCUGGUUCUCCAUGGUGGUUAGAUGUCAUCCAGACUGCAAUACAGUAUGCCAUUGAUGAGGAACUUGUUCAACGUGUGCAAAAUGAAAUAACCAGCAACUACAAACAGCAGACAAGUAAACUCUCCAUGGCAGAAAAAUUCCGUGACUGCAGAGGUCUUCAAUACCUACUCACAACCCAGCUGGAUGAAGUGAAGAAGUUUCAGAAGAUUGUAAGAGAAGCAGUGAAAAACUUAGAAGGCCCUCCCUCAAAGCAGGUUAUUGAGGCUGCCACUAUCUGCCAUUUGCGACCUGUUAGACUGCCACUUAACAACUGUGUCUUCUGUAAGGCUGAUGAGCUGUUCACAGAAUAUGAGUCGAAACUCUUUUCUCAGACUGUUAAAGGCCAAAUGGCUAUAUUUGAAGAGAUGAUAGAAGAUGAAGAAGGGCUAGUUGAUGACCGUUUGCCCACCACAAGUAGAGGACUGUGGGCAACCAGUGAAACUGAGCGUGCCCUGAAAGCUAUUCUCUCCUUUGCUAAAGCUCACCGGAUGGAUGUUAAGCUAACUGAAGAAGGUAGCAUAUUUCUGGAACUCUUUGAAGCAUGGAAAAAGGAAUAUAAGUUACUUCAUGAAUAUUGGAUGGUGCUAAGGGAUCACGUGUCUGCUAUUGAUGAGCUAGCAAUGGCUACAGAACGGCUGAGGGUGCGUCAUCCUGAUGAGCCAAAACCAAAUCCACCAGUUCUCCACAUCAUAGAGCCACAUGAGGUAGAGCAAAAUCGAGUGAAACUUCUGAAUGACAAGGCAGUUGCUAAAUCACAACUACAGAAGAAAUUAGGACAACUUCUGUAUCUAACUAAUCUGGAGAAGUCUCAGGAUAAAACGACUGGGGGAGUUAAUCCGGAACCAUGUCCUAUCUGUGCACGUCAACUGGGAAAACAGUGGGCAGUGCUGACAUGCGGACACUGUUUUUGUAAUGAGUGUAUAGCUAUCAUCAUAGAACAGUACAGUGUUGGCACACGCCGGAGCUCAAUUAAAUGCGCCAUUUGCAGGCAGACAACAUCUCAUAAAGAAAUAUCAUAUGUCUUUACUGCAGAAACUGCAAAUCAGGAGGAUGAUAUUCCUGUGAAGGGGAGUCAUUCCACCAAAGUGGAAGCUGUGGUUCGAACACUGAAGAGAAUACAAUUUAAAGAUCCAGGGGCUAAAUCCUUAGUUUUUUCAACGUGGCAAGAUGUAUUGGACAUAAUUUCAAAAGCUUUGUAUGACAACAAUAUGACUUUUUCUCAGAUCAAUGGAAUUAGUAAGUUUCAGGAAAAUCUCUCUGCAUUUAAAUAUGAUCCCAAGAUCAAUAUUUUGCUGCUGCCCCUUCAUACUGGUUCCAAUGGACUAAACAUAAUCGAAGCGACUCAUGUUCUGCUUGUGGAACCCAUUCUGAAUCCUGCACAUGAGCUUCAGGCCAUUGGCAGAGUACAUCGUAUUGGCCAGACGAAAUCUACAAUUGUUCAUAGAUUCCUGAUAAAAGCAACAAUAGAAGAGAGAAUGCAGACUAUGCUGAAAACUGUAGAUAGAAGGUUGGUUUUGCAGUCAGUGCAAGAGUUGUCCAGAUGCCAGCUUCCACACAAGCUCUUCCAUGAAACAGUCAGAAGCUUCAGUUCUGACAGUGGCAGAUUUGGCUGACCUUUUUACAGAGGAAACUGAAGAACUUGAGUAAAAACAUUGAUUUGACCUCAUGAUAUCAGAAAGUACCUGAUCUAAUAAGCACUUGUAUAUACUCUACUUGAUCUGUCAUUCAUUUAAACACCAUCUAAUCUGUCCUUAAUAGAACUAUUGGAAAUAGAAGAGUCUUCUAUUAACAUUUUAUUCUGUGGUGACAUUCUUAGCAGCACGCAUUUCUGAUAGCACUGGAGAAAACUUGCACUUUGCACAUUAAACAAAAAUCUGGAUUUUAUUCCCAAAGAGCUCUUGAGCUGGAUGUUGGAACUGAGAUCUUGAACUGCUGGAUUUUUACCAUCAGGUUGGAUUGGUUAGUGAUUCAGUAUGAGAGUAAAACUAUGUGGGUGGUGGGGUGGGAAAGGGAAGCAGAAAAACACAGAUCUACUUUUUUUACUGUACAAAGAAUUGGUAGGAAGAAUGACUGUAAAUUAAUAUUCUUCUAGAAAGGGCUUCUAGGGUUGCUACAAUUUAAUGUCAGGUUACUGAACGUCUUACUGGUAACACUUUAACUAAUCUUUAUUAAUCAUUUGGAUAUUUGUAUUAGGCUUUUAGAUAUUCACAAAGACUAGUGUGACAAUUAAAUUUUGUUGUUAAUGCUCACUCACUACAGAAUGAUAAAUUAAAUUAUGCUUUUUGUAUGCGUGUUGGUCUGGAACUCUGUUAAACACUUAAACAUAAUGUACAUGUUUUUCACUUACUAUUGAAACCGUGACUACUUCAGUGCUUUGUUUAAACAAGAAAAUACAUUUGUUACAGAUUUUUUUUUAAAGUAAUUUGUUAAGCUGAUGAUCACUUUAAUUAUUCAGUGCUUAUGUACAUUUUCUCCUCCUGAUUUUUUGUCUAUUUCUCCCUCUCAAAGAUGCAUCAGUCUAAAUAUUCAAAAUACGAGAUUGCUAGGCAGUCUAAACAGUAGGUACCUAGUCUAAGUUAGAUAAUCAGUGAAGGGAUGAAACUUUUGUGGAAUUUUCCAUCUUCAUGUAUGUGAGAACACUGCACCAUCUCAGUUGACUAUUGAAAGAGUUUAGAAAGCAAAAGCUGACUUUUAAGAUGCUGAAGGUAGGCAAGAAAUUCUAAACCUUUUGCCAUAGGUUAUGGACACACAUUUGCUUAACAUCAAGCAAGGUCAGUUACACAGUGUUAUGUUUAGAGAAUAUGAAAAUGUAUGCAUAAACAGGCUACUUCCUUCAGAGUACAGUAUCUACUGUUUUAGCAGACUGUUUUUUGUAUAUUUUAGAAAUCUUACUUUUGAGAUUGAGUCCUUUAAGAACUCUCAGUGUUAGAAUUUUUAUUCUUGUCUGCUAAAUAGACUUGCCAUAUAAUUCUUGUUUUUUGUUUUCAAGAACAUUAUAUUUAAGUUGCACCUUGUAGCCUUUUGGGUAUUAAGCCUAUCUGCAUGGCAAACAGAUUUUCCUUUGCUGACACCAAACAUGAAUUGAAUUACAUGACUAAUAUUGCAUCAAGAAGUCUGUCUUCAGCAUUCUGUUGUCCAUCUGGGCCAAUUAGAUAAAUUAUUCUAAAGACUAUUUGAGUAAAUUUACAGACAAUAAUUCUUUAUUUCCUGUAUUUGUAAUAUGUACUAGUCAUAUUUAUAUAUUUUGUUUUGGAGAUUACUGUUCUUUUGAAGAUUAUAGUUUGCAGCAAGAGAAAUUGAGUACAUAGUAGACUUUUUUCAAUGAGAGCGAUCAAACAGUUUGCACAGACUGACAUCUCCAUCCUUGGACAUGUUUGGAACUCAGAUGGCACUGAGCAACCUGAUCUAGCUUCAAAGUUGGCCCUACGUUGAGUGGUGUGUUGGACCAGAUGACCUCCAUGGAUCCCUUCCAGACUAAAUUAUUCUACAGUGUGCUGGAGAUCAUGCUGUACAGACACUCUAGGAACUUUGUGGGCAGCAACAUUCCAGUUUUCUCAUCAUCCUCAGAGAAUUUCAAUACUGUACAAUGUAAUGUGGUGGAACAAGGAGCUUCUGUUCACUGCGAGAAAUUAUAUAUCUGUUUAAAAAAAUGUGGAAGCAAAUAAUGUUUACAUUCAUAGCUCCCCUUUUAAAUAACUCGAUGUGGGAAUAAUCACUGUCAGAAGCAAACUGAAAAAUAACUGCUGUAAAAGGUUUCCUAAGCUCUGCAAGUUCUUGGCUUGUUUGUAUAAAGAUGUCAGUUUAAAUGUUUAUUUACAAAAAUGUGGGGUUUGGAUUCCAAGCCAAAAGCAUAGCUUCUCAUCAAGCAAUACGUGAGAUGUUUUAGUCCUGACUGUUUUUUAAUGCUUACGUAACAGCAUGCGAUGCCAGAGACCUGAUUCUGAGCACUGAGGACUGGCGUGCCAGAACUCAGAGCUCUGGAGGCAUAACAUUAAUACACUUCUUGCAGUUGUAAGGUUGAAUCAUUGGUGUGUAUGUAGCCAGAGUCAGUAAUAAAAUAGUUUCUACAAAUUUCACAGUAGUAUUAAGUGGAUAGACUACAUUUAAAGAAUAAUAUUGAAAAAGAAAUUGAACUGUAAUUUACCACUGCUUGCCAUUCUUUGCAGCAUUUCGUUUCUUUAGCAGACAUUUUCUUUCAGAUGCUUUUAAGACGGCUCAGGAACUUAUUUUUCUGUUAAGGCUGUAGCUUGUACAACUGCAGUGCUUUUCUCUUAUCAACAACAGAGUAAGGCAUGUUUUCAUGGUGCUGCGUUUUUUGCACUACCAGGAGAGCGCUCUUAAAAGACUAUCUUAGGUGGAACGAUCUUUGUCCUAUCUUAAUUGUUCUGAUAUGCCAAUACAAAUGCUUUUUUCCACAGAAAGCAAAAGUCUGCAAAUACCGACUGCGGUAUUUGUGUGGACACAGUAAUGUACUAGCUUCUCAUGUGUUCUCCUGUGAAACAGUAUUGCCAGUUUAUAUUUCCAUGUCUUUUCCAGUGCAGUCCCUGUAAAAAGGAGGAUCCAGCUGACUCUGAAGAACUUAACACUAACCUUCCAUCUCUUUCAGUUCCAUAGCUGUAAAAUAACAAUAAUGCUUUUUUUUUUCCUCUCUAAUUGGUGAUGAUUUCAGGACAGUUUUCCCCCCCAUGUAUAAAAGUUCAAAGCCUUGUAAAAGAGAGCUGCCACCUCAGUUAGGCAUCUGUAAAAGCUUGAUGCAAAUAGAAGACUUUCUUAAUCUACAGAAGACAUCAGUAUUGGAAAUUCAGGAGUGCAUUCCCACGUUGUGUUAAAUUGAGCACCAUAAAUCUCACUGUGGAUGUUAAUGAUGAGUUUGUAAGUCAAGGGCCACUUUGCACUGUAAAUCAGUCUGUGCCAGGAAGACAUUUUCAUCGUGACUUGUUAAGUGAGUCUCUUGCAUGCUAAUGAAAGUCCAGGAUAUGCUAUAGUUUCAUGCAGGCCAAAUAUUACAAAAGAAUGUUUGCCUCAAGUUUUCCCAUGCAUAAAGCUUCAUGUUAAAGAAUGGACUUGAUGCUUUUUAUGAGAUGAGUCUUCUAAAAACUUUUCUGCCAGUAUCUGUAGAUAUUCAAGCUGUCUGCCAGGAGAGUGUCCUCAACUUUAAAAGUAACUGCACUUCAAUACAAGUGUGAGUGGGAUCCUACAGAAGUUUUUUGUUAAAACUAUAGUUAGACAUACUUCCUCUUGUAGGAUUCUGUCUGGAUUAGUGGGUGAGGACCAGUUGGCAACUUUUUAGCACUGUCUUUUCAGACACAAACAGUGCAAUCACUGGAAAGAAUGCAUGCUGUUCUCUUUCCACCCCUUUCUACAGUCCUUAUUGACUAUAUUAUGCUUUCCAAGAGUCUUGAUUAUUUUAAUAGCAAUUAUUAUUUCACCUAGCUACAAAUGGAACCUGUUUUUUUGUUGUUGUUUUUUUUUUUUUUUUUUUUUUUUGAAACUUAGGCUUACUGCUUAAAAUCUACAUGAUGAGCAUGUCUAUAGACAGGCUAGUUGCAAAGCCACUGUGCCUAUGUUUUUCUUCCUUUUUUGGUUGCCUGAAACAAGUACACUCUUUGCAAGGUUAUCUGCUAUAAGCUACAGGAAUUUCAUACUGUGGACGAAAAGGAGAUCCAAGUAGUCUGUCUGUCUCUGUGUCUCCUUCCCUCUGUCUCUCGCAGCUUGCUCAGUUUAAUACAAAGAAUGUGCUUGGCCAGUGGAAGUAUAGUAGGUGAGUCACAAUCCAUGAAAUGGCUCCAGUAAAACUAGUUUAGUGUGUCAGAGGAAAAGUGAGGGAGGGAAGUUAGCCUGGUUUUUGUUUUUGCAGCUGUAAUAUCUUUACCCAUAUUCACUGUAGAUGAAGAUUUUGAAUUUCAGUCUGUUAAUUUUUGUAUUCCUGGUUUUAUAUUGUUCACCUGGCAUAUAGGAAGGCCUGGUAAACUAAUUACUUAGCAAUCAGUGAGGUUUACAAGUUUUAAGUUUUAAGGUCUGUCGGAUUUUGUAUUCAUAAACUGAACACUAGAGCCACUAUCAUAAGUCCUGUUGCAUCUACUAUCUUUCUCUCCUCUUCAGAGAAAGGCUAAGUUGGGAACUCUUAAAUCAUUGCAUUACUGAUUUCAAGUCACAAGUAGUCAUUUUAUGUAUUGCUCUGUAAAGAGCGCAGUCAGCUGAACUUGCAGAUUUUGACUGUAGUGAAGGUAUUAAGUCAGCUGGGGAGAAAGUAAACGAAGCAGGAUUUCUAAAAACUAGAAUAAACGCUACUUUGAAAAUUGACGGUGUGAGAUCUCUGUAAACCUCUGGCUUCAUUUCUUCCUAUAUGCAAUAUGUCAAGUUUCUAGGUCUUAAAUCACAAGUUGCUUUGUUUUAUGUGUUUAUUCAACCAAGUGUAAGAUCUGAUUGUUUACAGGGUGUUUUAAAAUGUAAGUUGUUCCUGUAAGCUGGCUUAGAUCUUUUUUGUGUAUCUUUUCCUCCUAUCCUGUUAUGGGGCUAGGAAGUUUGGAGGAUUCACACUACGUCACUGAAUUUUCCCCUGUGUGCGCUAGGAGGCCACCAUCAUUUGUCGAAGAACUGUCAAUGAAUCUAGGGUUUCUUGUGACUAUUAUUAGGUAAAGGAAGAAAAUCUAGACUGCUGUUCUUGUUACCUUGGUGGUGUUUUGUCCUGUCACACUCUGAGCAUAAGGCAAUGGCACUUAAACGCCAAGGUGUGUUCAGCCAUCUAUAAUGGCUUGUUCUGCACUAACAGAGCAUACAUGUAUUCCUAUACAUAUUCAGCAUGUGGUCUUGGAUAAUCAAAUAUUUGCUAUCAAAAUUGUGCGUCAGUACAGAGUCACUACUAUGCUUACAAAAAUUAGCUUUGGGUUAAGUCAAUAAGAUAGAGAAUAGAAUUUAAAGAAAACAGGAAAAAGGCAUUAUAUUUGAUAUAUUUAUUGCAUGUUCUCCAACUGUGAAAUUUUUCAUUUUCCUUCUCCCUCCUUUAUGCAAGUGACUUCUUUUUAUUCUGUACUGUAGGGUUUGAAGAACAAAUGAUGGAGGAAUAGAGGGCGUAUUUGACUGAUCACCAACCUUUAUGUCACCAAACUAGAGAUUUACUUAGGCAGUGUGAAAGCCAAACUAAGUCAUCCUGGUGUGAUUUAUUUCAAUUUAUUUAAUUUAAUUUCCAAAUGCUACUUACUAUAUGGAGCUGUGCAACCGGAGUUUCUGGGACCGCCUAUUCUAUUGUCCCUUUAUCAACCCAGAUACUGCCAACAGGAAAUCAUGGUUGCAAAAAGUUUCUGAUCUCCUGUUCUUUAACAGUGGCCAAUUCCUGAUCACAAAAGAUAUGUAUAGGAAACUGAUGAACAGUCAUUCUGAUUCUUCCUUCUCCCAAGUAAAUUAGUGCAGUUUUAUAUUGCAAGUAAGUAUAUUAUAGCUGCAAGUAGAAGAAUUUGUUUCUGUUCCAGCUUCUCCCAACAUGCUGGAAAGUAAACCAAAGGAGUACAGGUGCAAAGCUAACACCUCCUCCCUGCACUGUUUGAUAUGGGACUUCUUUUUUAUAUGCGCUCUAUUUGCAGCAAGUACACCGAAGUGUGGCAUAAGAUCUUGUGUAGCACACUGCCAUUCUCCUGGAAGAUAAGCAUGCCCCCUUCGUAGCACUAACCUUUAAAUACCACCAUGCUGUGUGUCUGAUCCAUGCUGGAAGUGGACCAUCAGCUAAGAAAGCACAUACAUCUGUUGUCUGUCUUCUAGGAAGCCUUAGUAAAGCAACAUGUAACUUUUUGGAAACAAUUAUACUGUAGUAACUGCUGCCAUUAUUGUUAGAUUUUGAAAUCAAAUCUGAUGAAAAGACAUUGUCAUAUAGCUCCUCUUACAGAGGUGAAAAGCUGAGAGCAUUUCACCACCAGCCAGAAAAGAGAUGGAGGGAGUACAUGCAAGUCCUGGCAAUCCCUUCAUACCUGCUGUUGCUGGUGUAUCUGCUGCUGUGGGACAAGACUGGAUGGAGCUGGGGAGGAAAGAGGGCUUGGGAUAGAGAACUUUUUGAGUAGUAGUUGGUAAAAACCUCCCCCGAGUGCCCUUAUACUGUUUUUCCUGUGGGAGGAAUGAGUCACUGAUAUGAGAAGUGAAUAAACAAAGAGUGACAGAUCGUAAAUGUAACUUAUUGACUGGAGCUCAGCGUUCAUCUAAUGUAGUGGCGUGUUUCUGUGUGUUCAUUGUUUGAGAUUAUAGCUGUUCUCCUACUGAAAUCUUGGGGUAUGAAUAUACAGGGUUUCACAGUAGUUGAAUGAGCAGGAAUAUUGAAAAGUUUUGUGUGUGAUCCAUGCCUUAACGUGCACCAAAAAAAAAAAAAGUUGUAGAACUCCAUAGCCAAACUUAUACUGUGGAUUUGUGAAGGAUAACAAAUCUCAAAUGGUUAAAACUCAAAUGAUGCAAAUGUAUAGAGCCCUUGAAACAAACUGUCAAGUUCUGCUUAAUAAAGGAAAGGUAGUUAAUCACUUCUGCUGUAAAUGCAUGAGAUGUCUCUGAUGGGACAAGACAGUGGACUUUGUAAUUGCCACUCUUGGGAAACUUUGCACCCAGUGAUCUCCCAUGUCAGAGGAGAGACAGAAGGCCAUAAGCCUACAACGAUCCUGUUGGGCAGGAAAAUGGGGCAGCCGGGACUUGCUAAAGGUCUGAGCCUGCUAUGUCAGAAGAGGGCUGUGUCAAAAAUAUUUGGGGGGAAUCUUUCUUCUUUGUGUACCUUAAUCAUCAGGCAUCCUGUAAGCAUAGUUUUUCUGUAAAUCUACAACUCUAAACUUUCUGCAGUUUUUAAUAUAUGCUUCCUUUGUUAGCAGGCUGCCACUAUUGAAAAGGACUUUCUGUUCUCCCUGUGGAGCAUGUAUUUCUUUUAUGUUACUCAUUCUUAACAAAGGUGGGUGCCUCUGAGUCACUUAUAGCUCUCAUUAAAAGCCUCUGUAGUAGGGUAGAAGGACAUAAACCACCAAAGGGUGGGCACAGUGGAUGAAGUGAGAGAGACUCUACUCCUUUCUAAUAAAAAGCACACUUUGCUGCCACUAUAGCACAAGAGAAAAAUUAACAAGUAGGGGUGGGUCCUGUCCUGGGGGAUCAAUUCUAAAAUAGGUAGAAAAGGCUUUCCAAGUAUGCUUGGUCUCUGCUGACUUGGCACGUUAGGCACAUUGUUGGGUGCAGGGCACCAUUUGGUCACUCUUUUGAAACACUUGUUUCUGUGUUGAACUUUUAAAACCUACAAUCAUGACCCUGCACUUAAUAUCCUGGGGGAUCCUUUCACUUUCUGCUGAAAACAGCAAGCUUUUACUCCCACCAAAGAAAGCAGCUGGAAGGGCAAAGAUAGAGAGAGGUCUUCAAAGAUAUCCUAGCUUUGACUGUGGAGGGAAGUUUGAUGGUGGGUUUGCCUCUGCGCUGACGUCUUUAACUUCAGCAGAUGAUGCUGACAUGGGAGAGGGUGAGUUGUGUAUUUUUUAUUUUUUUUUUUGGAAGAAAAUACCAUCAUUGGUUAUCAAAAAAAAAAAAAAAAAAAAAAAAUCCAAGGAGGAACUUGAGGAAUACAGAAACUAAAGCCAACUACUUAAUAACUGUUGGUGUAGUUGUCAGCUCUAAAACUUUAUCUUAAAUCAGAACCUGCUAUAGCUAUGUAAUGGUACAACAUACUGAUGUACAGUGGGAUGUGGAACAAAUUUUCUUUCAUAACCUUCCUCUGAGUGCUUUUUUUUAAUAAUAAUAAAAAAAAAA